Molecule: messenger RNA, 984 nt
Organism: Bufo bufo (common toad)
Lineage: Eukaryota; Metazoa; Chordata; Amphibia; Anura; Bufonidae
Product: olfactory receptor class A-like protein 1
Exons: 1
Coding region: 1-984 (327 amino acids)
Biological process (GO): G protein-coupled receptor signaling pathway
Cellular component (GO): membrane
Molecular function (GO): pheromone receptor activity
Source: RefSeq, a predicted model, not a curated record
AUGGAGUAUCAUGUUAUCAUAAAAGCAUUUGGAUUUCUGCUUUUGAUUAUAAUUGGGAUCCCAGGAAACGUCUUCAUCUGUUUACAAUUUACUUAUAUAAGAAUAAUUGAAAAAAAACUCCUCCCCACCAACUUAAUAUUGACGGUUUUGUGUUUCUUCAAUUUCCUUGUUCUCUUUUCACGUGUAAUACCACAGUCCCUUUUUGCUUUAGGUGUUGAGAACUUGCUCAAUGACACAGAGUGCAAGCUUGUCAUAUACACGUACAGAGUAAGUCGAGCAAUGUCCAUAUGUGUCACCUGUUUGCUCAGCUGCCACCAGUCUAUUCUCAUUGCACCAAUGAAAUAUACCUGGAUUUACCUAAAGCAAAAAGUAACACAAAGAGCCAUGGUCAUAAUUGUAGCUUUUUGGAUCAUUAAUCUAGCUACAUAUCCUUUCUUCGUCCUGAAUGCCAAUGCUACGAGAAAUAUAACAACUUCAGAAUACACUCUUCACCUUGUCUACUGUGAAGCAGACUUCUUAAAUUAUAGAUCAUAUAUUAUGAAUGGAGUGUUUUAUGCCAUGCGGGAUUUUGUUUUUGUGGCUGCCAUGAUUCUGGCAAGCAGCUAUAUGGUAGGCAUUUUGCUUGACCAUGCAAGAAUUGUGAGAAGAAUGAUGAACUUGGAUGGACUCCAAAGGAGACUGAAACAUUAUAAAGCCUCAAGAGCUAUAAUCUUACUAGUUGCUCUAUAUGUUGUACUAUUUGGACUUGAUAAUUCACUAUGGAUCUACACAUUAACAUUGUCUGAUGUGAGUCCUGACAUGAAUGAUAUUCGGAUAUUCUUAGCCUCAUCAUAUGCCGCUCUAAGUCCAAUAGUAAUAAUAACUACCAACCCCAAACUUCAGAUUAGCUGGUUAUUUUCACAUAAACAUAAGCCAUAUCCAAUUUCUUUAGAAGGCAAUGGACACGUGAACUGCAUCGCAGAAUGGACACAGAGCAGUGGUUAA